AUGAUAUUCCCAUUUACAGCACGAACGAACUUCCGACGACUCAGUUUUGAUGAAGUAUACGGGAGUAACAAUGGGGGUGGAAAUGGUGGCUCUGGCGGCUAUGGUGGUUAUGGUCACAGUGGUGGGAGUUAUAACGGUUACGGAUCAGGGAAUGGUGGCGGUUCCGGUUACGGUUACGGAUCAGGGAAUGGUGGUGGUUCCGGCUAUGGUUACGGACAAGGAAAUGGUGGCGGUCGAGGUAGAAACGGUUAUGCUAGUGACGGAUACGGAUAUACAGGUGGAAAUGAAUACGGAUCAAGUUAUGGAUAUGGACCAUCUGAUAACUUAGGUUCAAAUGGUGGGUAUGGUUCUUCCAGUAAUGGCAAAGAUGGGUAUGGUGGUGAGAAUUAUGGCAAUACAGACAGUUAUGGCGGAGAUAGCUAUCAUGGCUAUGGUGGUGAUACCUAUGGUGCUGGAAAUAAUUAUGGCGGAGUUAGCUAUAGCUAUGGUGGUGGUAUUUCUGUCAGUAAAGGUAGUAAUGGCGGAGAUAGUUAUGGCUAUGGUGGUUAUAAUAACGGCGGAGUUAGCUAUGGUGGUGGUAUUUCUGUCAGUAGAGGUAGUAAUGGUGGAGAUAGUUAUGGCUAUGGUGGUUAUAAUAACGGCGGAGUAAGCUAUGGUAAUGCUGGUGGUAAUUCUGGCAGUAAAGGUAAUAAUGGCGGAGAUAGUUAUAGCUAUGGUAGUAAUGAUAACGGCGGAGUUAGCUACAGCUAUGGUGGUGGCAAUAAUGACAAUAAAGGCAGUAAUGGCGGAAGAAGUUAUAUUGUCAUGUCCGAUGGUAAUAACUAUGGCGCUGGAGGUAAUAAUGGCAGAGUCAGCUAUGGUUAUGGUGGUGGUGAUAAUGGCAAUAAAGGCAGCAAUAGCGGAAGUAGUUAUAUUGUCAUUCGCGGUGGUAAUAACUAUGGCGCUGGAGGUAAUAAUGGAUACAGUUACGAAGAAUCCAAAAGAAGAGCAGGAGGAGGAGGAGGAGCUGGUGGCGGCGGUAGUCAACAGAAUUAUGGCUAUGGAUACCAAGAAUCUUCUAGUGGCAAAGGAAGUUCUAGCUACAGCAGUCCUGUUUACAUGACUCAACAAUCACAUCAAGGAAGCAGAAGAAACGGUAGAAGUAAUAGUAUGAAAGGAGGGUAA
Mytilus californianus (California mussel) is the source of this 1164-nucleotide messenger RNA. RefSeq lists its product as uncharacterized. The transcript has a single exon. The coding region runs from base 1 to 1164 and encodes 387 amino acids. NCBI's taxonomy places the organism in Eukaryota, Metazoa, Mollusca, Bivalvia, Mytilida, Mytilidae. The record is from RefSeq and is a predicted model, not a curated record.